ACAAGAUCAUGAACUGAGGUGUAUUGCAAAGAUCUGCAUGAUGGGACAGUAAAUCGUCUCUCCUCUAUCCACGUCCACGCAACACAACAAAGGGGAGUCAGUGUGGGGAGAGAUUUUCAGCCAUUUGGAAGAAAGGAGAUAGAGACCAACUGGGAAAGAGGAGUUCAAGAGGUUUGAUAGAAAUCCUAUUCCUUUGGUCAAAGUAAAGAUUGGGAUGGGUGUGGGAGCUUUGAUUCUACUUGGUUUGCUCGCGUUUGUGUUGUGGUGCGGAAUCCAGUGCAUCCGGCAGAUUGGAACUCCCGGGUUUAAGACUUGGCCCCUGUUCGGUGUCACUCUGGAGGUGGCCGCGAACUAUCACCGGCUUUACGACUGGCUCUCGUGGAAUUUCCAGGUCAAGGAGACGAUGACAAUGUCCGCCACCAUGCCCGGACGAAGCUUCCUCUUCACGGUGGAUCCAGCAAACGUGGAGCACAUCCUCAAGACCAACUUCGCCAAUUAUCCAAAGGGGGAGGAUUUUCAAGAGAUUUUCCAGCCCCUGCUCGGGAAUGGGAUCUUCAACUCAAAUGGAGAGGCGUGGAGAUUCCAACGCAAGACUGCCAGCUUCGAGUUUGCGUCGCGGGUGUUGAGGGAUGUGAGCUGCAGGGUUUUCAAAGAUCACGCGCUCAAACUCGCCAGGAUUGUCCAUGGUAGUCAGGAAUCGGGAGGAUCUUUGGAAAUGCAGGAUUUAUUCAUGAGGAUGACUCUGGACACAAUUUGCUACCUCGGUUUCGGCCUCCAUCUCGGCGUCCUCGCUCCAAAUCUCCCCCGGAACGACUUUGCCACGGCCUUCGAUGCCUGCAACGCCAUCAUCUCCUACCGCUGUGCAGACCCUUUCUGGAAACUCAAGAGGUUCCUCCGGAUUGGACUGGAGCGUAACCUCCAGCGCCAUCUCCAAGUCGUGGAUGAUUUCACUCACAGCAUCAUACAGCAGAGGAGGCUCCAGCUCCAAGAUCAGUACAAACACCACCAACAUAGCAAACAAGAUUUACUGUCGAGAUUCAUGCUGCUAGACGAGAGCUUCUCCGAUGAUCAUCUCCGCGACGUGAUCCUCAACUUCGUCAUCGCCGGGAGGGACACCACCGCCAGCACUCUCUCGUAUUUCACCUACAUGAUAGCCUCCCAUCCGGAUUGCGCCACCAAAAUCUACCAGGAGCUCCACGAGUUUGAAGAACUCCAGCUCAGUGACAAUUCCCAUCGCCCAAGCAGCUUCGAGGACAAGAUCCACGGAUUUACCCAGCUGCUAACAUACGAAUCGCUGGCCAAGCUCGUCUAUCUCCACGCCGCGCUCAUGGAAACUCUCAGGCUCUUCCCUGCCGUACCUCUGAACUUCAAACGAGCUGCCACGGAUGAUGUUCUUCCAUCGGGUGCUGUGGUGAAAAGAGGAUCCACGGUUUCAUACGUGCCGUAUUGCAUGGCUCGUGUUGAAUCAAUCUGGGGCUCCGAUGCAUCGCAGUUUCGUCCCGAGAGAUGGCGCAGAGAUGGAGCCUGGGAUUUCAGCGUCUCUCCAUUCAAGUUCACGGCAUUCCAGGCAGGGCCCCGCAUUUGUUUGGGCAAAGACAGUGCCUUUUUGCAGAUGAAGAUCACAGCAGCACUCCUGUGCCGAUUUUUCGAGUUUCAACUUGUUCCUGGGCAGAUUCUGACGUACCGAGUCAUGGCCACCAUCUCCCUUGUGAAUGGUGUCAAAGUCACCACCUCCAACUGCACCUGAGAAUAAGAGAAUUGGAAUUUUUGGGUCCUUAUAUAGAAUAAGGAAAAAAACUGUCCAUUUUCUCUGUCUCAUAAGAUCAAUUGAAAGUUAGUACUUUCUUUGUUGUUA
Molecule: messenger RNA, 1855 nt
Organism: Selaginella moellendorffii
Lineage: Eukaryota; Viridiplantae; Streptophyta; Lycopodiopsida; Selaginellales; Selaginellaceae
Product: cytochrome P450 704B1
Exons: 6
Coding region: 215-1747 (510 amino acids)
Molecular function (GO): monooxygenase activity; oxidoreductase activity, acting on paired donors, with incorporation or reduction of molecular oxygen; heme binding
Source: RefSeq, a predicted model, not a curated record